AGAAUGAUAAUUUGCCUCAAACACACAGCAUGAAAAAAAUCCAGGAAGGUCCGGUUUACGCAAAUAUAUUUUGGGUUUUCAAGGAGGAGAGUAAUAAGUUGUUGCAGCAGUGAGGUCACCGAUCUUCUCUGUCCUGCUACUCCACUGACCUCGGACCAGCUGAAUGUUGAGUGUGCGCACGCUGUUUGGCGUCCUGGUGACCUCACGGGCCGUGUCAGUCUUAGGCCUAGCUGGGAAAUGCUCUGCUUCACUGGCUAACAACCACCAGAGAGAGUGUAUCAGCAGCAGAUCAGUGUCCAGCAUGUCUCAUCCCAUCAAGUAUCUCGGGCAGGAGGAGGCCCAGCGCAUCGACGAGGAGCUCUUCAGUGAGUACGGCUUCAGUGUGGACCAGCUGAUGGAGCUGGCUGGUCUUAGCUGCGCCACUGCGGUCACCAGGGCGUACCCGCUGACCUCGCUGGUCAAACAGAGACCCACAUUGCUGGUGAUCUGUGGACCCGGGAACAACGGGGGCGACGGUCUGGUCUGCGCCCGACACCUCAAACUCUUCGGUUACGAACCCACCAUUCUGUACCCGAAAAGACCCAACAAGCCGCUGUUCCAGGGUCUGACCACACAGUGUGAGAAGAUGGAGAUCCCCUUCCUGACUGAGACGCCUGAGGCUCGAGUCAUCGACGAGGCCUACAACCUGGUAAUAGACGCCGUUUUCGGCUUCAGUUUCAAAGGGGCGGUACGAGAACCAUUUGGUGCCAUCAUAGAUGCCCUGAAGAAGACCACGGUGCCCAUCGCCAGCAUCGACAUCCCAUCAGGUUGGGAUGUGGAGCAAGGCAGCUCAGAUGGACUCCAGCCUGACAUGCUCAUCUCUCUGACUGCCCCCAAGAAGUCAGCCUCUCUCUUCCGUGGACGGUACCACUUCCUGGGCGGCCGUUUUGUUCCCCCCAGCCUAGAGAGGAAGUACAGUCUCAACCUGCCCCAGUAUCCCGGCACCGACUGCGUCUUGCAGCUGUAGCAACCCAACCCUAGGCCCCUCCUGGGUCCAAUAAAGCAAACAUCACCGUCA
Messenger RNA from Synchiropus splendidus (mandarinfish), 1057 nucleotides. RefSeq names its product NAD(P)HX epimerase (gene naxe). Lineage: Eukaryota; Metazoa; Chordata; Actinopteri; Syngnathiformes; Callionymidae. Bases 164 to 1006 code for a protein of 280 amino acids. The transcript has 8 exons. Gene Ontology annotation, molecular function: NAD(P)HX epimerase activity. The record is from RefSeq and is a predicted model, not a curated record. Gene Ontology annotation, cellular component: mitochondrion.